GUUAACAGGUGUUCAUGUGUUGAAGGUAUCAUCACAGCUAAGAAAAGUUUGAGAAGUUUGUACGCGCAGACGUCUGAAGCAACACAUAGUAAUUAUACAAAAGACGAAGAAUUGACUUUGGGCACAAACAUGAAAGUGGAUAAAAUAAUCAACCAUACAAACGAAAUUCUCUAUCUGGAGAUAAAGAAAUUCUCUUUUAGGCAUCUCCAUGAAUAGAGAUAAAGAUCAAUUGUCAAGUCCGAAAUCUAUGGAUAAAAUUCUAAGUCCCAUCAAAUGGAAUUUACGUUGACGACAAAAAAGCAGUCCAUUCAAAGCCAACUGAUCGUCUGACGAGAACAGAUACAUUUCAUUUGGAUCUGUCAUCACAAACAUUAUCAAAAACUGAGCAACAAUAUUGAAGAAGAAAAAAUUACUACAAUAAAACAUCCUCAUUUUUACAUCUGUCAAAGUUUGAAUACUUAUCGCACGAAUGAUCAACCAAGAGGAUGUACGUUUUGAACAUAAAGGAUUGAUGCAAAUUUAGUCCAUAACAUUCGACUUCACAUUUGUGAAAGCUUUAAAACUAUAAAUAAAUCCACAGAACAUGGAAAAUGGUGGACACAUAGGAUCUGCAAACAGUCUGGCGCUGGCAAGAAUGGAAAAAGGAAAAUAUAAUGUGGAAAGUGGUUACAAAUCAAAGGGUUCAAGGAAAUGGAUUUUGAUCAUCGCUGUGGCGUUCAUAAUUGUCGUCCUACUUAUCUCAGUUAUUGUUCUCGCCAUUUUGUACGAAGAUAAAGAUUCAAAUUCAUCAAAAACAUCCCCACAAGAAUUUUCAAAACCGUCCGAUGAACCUUCUUUCACACCUACAACCGCACAACAAAUUUGCGAAACCAGAAAAGAUGUCCCUACACCAAGUCUUCCAUCAAACCCGGAGGGACCAUAUAUGAAAGCUGCUGUCUCUGCUGAUGAUGUUCGAUGCUCGAAGAUUGGAGUGGAUGUACUUAAAAUGAACGGUUCAGCUGUAGACGCAGCAAUUGCUGGAUUAUUUUGCAUUGGUGUUAUACAGAUGCAUUCAGCUGGCAUUGGAGGUGGAGCCGUAAUGGUUGUGUACACGAAAGCAAAGAAAACAGCUGAAUAUUUCAACUUUAGAGAAAAAGCACCGAGAAAAGCUUCAAGAAACAUGUUUAAGGGAAAAAACAAGGCUUCGCUCAAAGGUGGCUUGGCUAUUGCUGUACCAGGCGAGAUAAAAGGAAUGUAUGAAGCUCACAAGAAAUAUGGGAAACUAAGGUGGAGAGAACUUAUCCUUCCAUCGAUAAAUCUGGCAAGAGAAGGAUUUAUAAUUCAUGAAGCACUUCAUCAGGCCAUAGACAGGAAAAUAGAAAUAAUCAAAGAACGUGAAGGCUUGAGGGAGAUUCUUGUGAAAGAUAAUGGUUGUGUUAAGACGAAAGGUGAUCGGAUAAUUAACGAGAAAUUAGCGAUAACUCUUGAAAGAAUUAGCUUCGACCCAGAGUCAUUUUAUAAUGGAACUUUAGCAGAAGAUAUCGCCCGUGAUGUACAGAAAAACAAUGGAAUAAUUACACAGAAAGAUCUCGAGGAUUACAACGUGGAAAUUGAGCCAGCAAUCACGGCACAAAUUGGUGAUCUUAAUCUUUACACGUCAGGACUACCAUCCAGCGGUGUUUUAAUUGCAUUCAUGCUUAAUGUCUUAAAAGGCUACAAUUUCACCUCUAAAGAUGUCGCAAAUAACAAGGCGAAAGCCAGUACGUAUCAUAAAAUCAUAGAGACUUUUCGUUAUGCUUUCGCCAGACGAGCGUUGCUUGGUGACAAGAAUUAUGCCAACGUGACCCAAAUAUACGCCGACCUUCAAGAGCCAACUUACGCAGAGAACAUACGUCAACUAAUAACAAAUCGAACAUAUCACGAUGCGAGUCAUUAUGGCGGUUAUUUUUCGAACCAUGAUGUUCCUGGUACCUCUCAUCUGUCAGUGCUUGCCUCAAAUGGAGAUGCAGUAUCGGUUACCAGCACAAUCAAUACUCAUUUUGGCUCUAAAGUGCGUUCAACUGUCACUGGGAUUAUAUACAACAACGAAAUGGAUGAUUUUUCUACACCAGGAUUGAUUAAUACAUUUGGAGUUCGACCUUCGCCCAGCAAUUUUAUAAAGCCUGGAAAAAGGCCCAUGUCGUCCAUGAGUCCAAUUAUUCUGACAAACAAAACGUCUGGUGACGUUGUUUUUGUUGCUGGGGCAUCAGGAGGCACCAGGAUUACAACAGCAACUCUAUUGGUAAUUAUGCGCAAGAUUUGGUUUGGUCUUACUACAAGUGAAGCAGUGAACAUGCCUCGUUUUCACGAUCAACUAUUUCCCGACUUUGUUACCAUUGAAAAACCACCAAGAAAUCUUGAUGAUGAUAUUGUUGACAAGUUGCGGACGUACAGACACAAAGUGAAAACGAAACGAACCUUGUCUGUUGUGCAAGCAAUUUCAAAAGAGAUUAACGGGUUAAUAUACGCCAAAUCUGAUCCAAGAAAAGGCGGUUACAGUUUUGGCUAUUAAACUAUACAUAAACUCGCAGUAAAAUUUUUCAAGACUUUGUCACAGAAUUUUAUAAUCGCCCAUUUCAUCAUAACAUUGACAAACUUGUAAAACUCUACAAAACACGCCAUUUUUAUCGGAGCAUCGACAAACUUGUAAAACUCUACAAAACACGCCAUUUUUAUUCGCAACAUCGACAAACUUGUAAAUAUUUUUAGUUUCAUUCAGCAGCACGUUGACAAAGUUAAUUCCUUAACUACAUAUUUCAUCAAAUAUGUUUCAUUUUCUA
This is a messenger RNA of Xenia sp. Carnegie-2017, 2798 nucleotides long. RefSeq names its product glutathione hydrolase 1 proenzyme-like. Bases 584 to 2530 code for a protein of 648 amino acids. The transcript has 11 exons. Gene Ontology annotation, biological process: glutathione catabolic process. The record is from RefSeq and is a predicted model, not a curated record. Gene Ontology annotation, cellular component: plasma membrane. Gene Ontology annotation, molecular function: glutathione gamma-glutamate hydrolase. NCBI's taxonomy places the organism in Eukaryota, Metazoa, Cnidaria, Anthozoa, Malacalcyonacea, Xeniidae.